Molecule: messenger RNA, 1836 nt
Organism: Megalobrama amblycephala (Wuchang bream)
Lineage: Eukaryota; Metazoa; Chordata; Actinopteri; Cypriniformes; Xenocyprididae
Gene: cldn23l
Product: claudin 23-like
Exons: 2
Coding region: 514-1191 (225 amino acids)
Biological process (GO): cell adhesion; bicellular tight junction assembly
Cellular component (GO): plasma membrane; bicellular tight junction
Molecular function (GO): structural molecule activity
Source: RefSeq, a predicted model, not a curated record
UUUUUUAAUUAGGGAUCUGUGGACACUACGUUUUUAGAUUUGAGGAGAAAAAAACAUUUUUAUUUUGAAGUGAAAAAGUAAAAUUAGACCCUUGGAGCAAGAUGAAUUAUUAACAGAUAUGAAAAGAGACUGGAUUUUAAUUUAAUCUUCAUUUUCUUUCCAUACUUCCAUGUCUCUUUUUCUUUCAUCAGAUCAUCUGGUUCAGCAAGCACUCUGCAUUUUGCAGUCAGCACACGUCGGACUUGCUGUUUGUUCUGUUUUGUGUGUGUGUGUGUGUGUGUGUGUGUGUGUGUGUGUCUGUUUGAAAGAAGGAUGGGGGUGUAUGGAAAGCCUCAUAUACAAAACUAGAUAGAAUCAGAGAGUGAGGGAGAGAGAAAGGACAAAAAGCAGAAGGAUUCAUCUCAGAAUUAACAAAGAGAGCAGCUGAAUGAUCAUUCAUUCUUCUCCAGAGAGGUCUUUGCCGGUGGUUUCACGCUUAGCAUCGUCCUGAAGAGCUACACAAUCAACAAAGACAUGAUGCACACUCCAUCGUCCAUGCUGAUGGGAGUAGUGUUCGCUCCCUUGGGCCUUGUGCUGAUGUUCACUGCAGCAAUCACACCGCAGUGGAGGGAGGGACAGGCUCGGCUGGGUGCGGCAGGGCGGGGCAGAGCAACGGAGCUCCUCCUACUCCGCUCAGAUGGCCUAUGGGAGAGCUGCCUGCAGGUGGUGCACUCAGAGGUCAAAGAGUGCUGGCCCGUAUCGGGGUCCUACCAGCGGGAUGCUCGGGUUCGAAUGGUCCAGGGGAUGGUGUUGUCGUCUCUCUUCCUGUGUGGCGCAGGAAUCGUGCUCGCCAGCGUGGGCGUCCGCUGCUGGACCGAUAUCCCGCUCAGGAGUGUAGCGGCAGCUGGUGGCUUGUUGGUUGCGCUGGCAGGUCUGCUCAGUCUGGCUGCUUUAGGAGUGUAUACUCGGCAUCUUUCGAAGCUGGGGAUCGAGGUGGAUUCAACCAUAUCUGAGACGCAAGGACUCAAAGUACAUAAGCCACCCCGGCUUACGCUACACCCGGCGGGGUCGCUCUACUUCGGCUGGGUGGGAGCUUGGGUACAGGUGCUGGGAGGGGCCGCACUACUCUUUGGAUUCAAAAGCAUGAAGUGUUCAUUCUGCCACAAGCAGAGACUCAAAGACAGUGCUGAGAUGUAUGAGGUGAACUGUUAGAUGGGCUCAAAUGUUUGUGAGAGGUGAAGAGACACUUUUAUGGUGUUCAAGCUCAUUGAGCUUGGAUGAAUGAGAAAUGUGAAAGAGUACACAUGAUGUUUCUAAAAAGAACCAUAUUAAAAUGUUGUACAAAAUAUGUAUGUACGUAAUAUACAAAACUGUUACCAGAAGCCUCAAGGCCCGUUCGCACCAAGAAUGCUAACUUUAUGGUGUGUGCACACCAAAAGCGAAUAUAAUUUUUUGCACUCGUAGAUUACAAACAAAGUCAAUGCAAAGACGCGAAUAGACACGAAUUCGCGCUGGGCGAUGCUAAUGAUGCAAAUUGGGCGACGCCUAAAUCAUGUCUUCCGUGCAAGUUGAAAAUUUUCAACUCGAGCGGGAAAUUCGCAUGACAUGUUGUUGUGCAUGCCAAUCAGCGAAGAGCUUAUUGACAUGUCCAGUUUGACACCGAACAGAGACCGAACAAAAAAGGAGAUAGCUUAGAGAAAAGUAAGUGAGGAAGUUGGACUACCUGGUAAGUGAUGAAAAUAUGCGUCUGUUACUUGAUUCUAGCUAUGAGUUAAAGGAUUAGUUCACUUUCAAAUUAAAAUUUCCUGAUAAUUUACUCACCCCCAUGUCAUCCAAGAUGUUCAUGUCUUUCUUUCU